CUCAAGAUGGCGGCAACGUGAAAGUAGUUUGAAUUUAGGCUGAAACUGAUCAGAUAACGAAAGCUUUGUUGUUACAAUCUGAACAUUUCAUCUGAUUCGGGUAACAUUUGGAGUUAGGUGCCACAAUGGACCAGGAUGAUGAGCUGUUUUCUUCCAUCCUCAGCUUGUGUGAGGACGAGGACGCUCCAGCUGGUGACCCUGAAGCAAGUGAUACAGUGUCUACAAAUAAUGAGGGUGGAUCUGGAUUCGCCCUCAGUAAGGACACUUCCAUAUCCUUGUCACCAAUUAAACAUACUUCUCCACUAAAGAUGGCAGACUCUCUUAACAAUAAUAACGCAUCAUUUACCAACAAAUUUACUCCGAAGGCGAAAUCUGGUCUUGAUGUGUUUAAGAGCAUGUUACUCAACCAGAGGAAGACAAGUACUCCACUUAUGGACCGGUGGAGCCUAACAAAGUCUGGACGAUCUAGGGAAGGCAAGCGCAGGCAUGAUAUUGAUGCAAUCAGCUCAAAUCUUGAGACCAUCGCUGAGCAAGAGUUGUCGUCCGAUGAGGAACAGACCCUGAGAAGGGACGAAGAUGCAGACACGACAUAUGAUGAUCUUCUACAGGAUCUUAGUGUUCUUUGUGAAAAGGAGCUAACAGAGAGAUGUGAAACUGUCAAUGCUGAACCUCCAGAAAACAAGAUCAAAGCUGAACACCAGAUAAGUCGCAUUAACCUGGACAGUAUUUUACAAAAUACCUCAUCCGUGGCCGGAGUGGUCAGGGAUAACUUUCAGACGGAGGAAGGAACAACUGCCUUCUUGUCAGAACCUGGCAGGUUCACGGGAGUAAAUACCACUACACAAUCUUCAAUCAUGGCUCUGGAAGACAGUGACAGCUUUGAAGAUGCAGACGACAUACUUGGUCUUGAUGAAUUCCUCGAAAGCGAUGAAGAAGACAAUGAUUACGACAGCUUGUUAGAGGAAACUAUCUUCCAGGAUGAUAAUGUUACAGUUGUUCCAGGAUCUGUCUCCACUGUCUUGUCAAGCUCUUUAAACACUCCCUCAUCAGUUCACAAGGCUGACUCCACUAAAAAAAUACAGACUUACAAAUGUAUCAAUAGCUCAAGUUCUAUAGGUACUAGUAACACAAAUUCAUUUCUUGCUUCAAGCUCUGCUUCAGUAACGCCUACAUCUAAACAUGUGAGUUUAUCCACUUCUACUGACUGUGUUGCUAUAAGUUCCACCCACACAAAGUUUACUAAUACAACUUGCACAGAUACCUCUGCCUCUGUUGUCUCCAGUGCAUGUACAAAAAACUUACUUCAAUCAACUGUCCCUCCUCCUACAACUUCUGAAAAUGUUUUGAGCUUAAUUCCAACUGGUAUUGGUAAAAUAGAUAACAAACUUCUCAUUUCCAGUUCGGAAAAUAGCACUGUUAACUCCACAGUCUCAAUUUUCGAGAACAGUUCACAACUCAAGACCAUUUCAUUAUACGAAAAUAGCUUGAAGUCAACUUGCUCUAGUGAAAAAACUCUUACCACAAGUCAUUCGGAAUUUCCUGACAACGAGGACGAGACCAAGGAACAUCAAAUGGAAGAAAAAGAGGAUGUUUCUGAUGCAGACAGAUUGAGCCAAGAGGAUGAGUUUACCUUAGACCUUACUAAAGAUAGUGACGAGCUGGAUGAGUUUUUACAUACAGAAGGUUUUAAAGUGAUCGAUGAUUUGAAAAACAGUUCCUUGGACAGAGAAAGAGGGAAGAAUACGAUGAAAACUCUGGUGAAGAAAGACCAGGAAAGUCUGAUGUCCAAGUGUUCAACAGGUGGGGAGACCGAAGCAGGAAAUAAAAUUGAUAAAGAAUCUGAUUAUAAUGUCCUGGACCACGACAUUCGAGAAAUAUCACCUAGGGCUCCUAAACAAAGUCAAACUCAAGAAAUCCCUGUGGAGAAAGAAUUGUGUAAAACUACUUCGGAUGCAAGUGAUGUUUGUGAUGGUUUAGCAGGACAAAGGAUAAAAAGUACAGCUAGUGAUGAGAGUCUAACUGAACAGACUGUUGAAAAUGUUGUCAAUAAGGUUGUUUCCUGGCAGGCUAGCUGCAUAUCCAGCAAACAACAUCAAGAUGAUAAAAAGGUGGGUAGCAAUGACAGCAAAUCAAUAAGUCCGCUUUCUAGCCAUCAAACCGUUCCGCACACACUCACUCAGCAGGAUAGGAAAGCAUUGCCACAAGUUCAUGUUCAUCCUUUUAAGAUGCAAGCUGAACAAAAGCCACCUCCAGCAGCAUCAGAUAAAUCAACCAAGAUAUCGCCUUCUGAAAAGAACUGCAAGAUUAACAUGACUUAUGUAGAAACAGCUGGUGUAUCGUCCGCUGAUGGUGCUAGUAAAAUCAAAACUGAAUCAACUUUGUCAUCACCCCGAGACUCCCAAAAAGUAGUAGAGAACAACAAUGUGGUCAACGAGGUGGACAAAAACCAGAACAUUGUGACUCCGUCAUUUUAUCAUGACUACGAGGCAGAGCGCCAGUUCAUCCAAGGGGAAAACAGUCUGAUGAAGCAGGUGAUGCGAAAAUGGGGGAGUGAGGGUAUCCAGACCCCAGACACUAAUCUGUCCUUCAGUAACAGAAUGAGGAAGAACAACCCACACUACCAGAGUAGAUUAGAGGGACAGAAGAUCUCUACCAUGUGGAUAGGGAGCAAAGGUAAACACCAGCAUUACAAGGAAGUGAAGCGUUUCAGGUCAGACAUUCACUCCCAGCUUAACAACAUCAACAACUUAAAACAACAGUUGCAGGAUAUAAAUAGGGUUGUGCGGGAUGAGAUUGAUCAGUCGAUAAUGGAUUUUGGGGAGAAGCAGAACACCCUUGAUCGAGUGUUUGUACAGAGGAAGCAAGCCUUGAAUGUACAACAGCAGUUAGAGCUCUGUCAGGCCCGUCGCCACAUCAACCCUCACAUGCUGCAGUGCCAGCUGCUACAGUUGCGAUGUGAGCAUCAGCACCAGCGUGACCAGCUCGCCUACAUUUUCAACUCGGAGAUGAACCAACUAAAGAAUAACCACCAAGAACAUGUUCAUGCGAUCCGCAGUCGCUUUGAGCAGCGUGCGCAACAACUCAAAUCUUUUAUUGAGCAGCUGACUGCCGUUGAAUCGACUCAAACGGACCCACAGUUUGGUCAUCAUGUUGUUACCCACCUUGUCAAGGGGCCAUGUCGAUCUAACAACAACAUAUCGUCCACAGUGACCGUGUGUCUCCCAGCUGAUAUAGCCACUGCCAUCAUCAAGGAGGAUGAAGUCUACGAUAUGUACUAUGUCCACACGAAAAAGUGAAUGUUGUCGUAACAUGGGCUGUGAUCUUGAAGUAUAAUUUAUGGACACAGAACUAUGACUUUACCUCUCAUAGUGCUGUUUCUAGCACAUUGAAUACUCACCUGGAAGGAGUCUGUGAUAUAUAUGUACUAUGCAUUAUUCAAUUUCAGGCACAACAUUAUAAAUUGUGUUUCAGGGGUUUAUCAGAGUAGUUUAUAGGUCCAUUGAAAAAGUGUAUAAUUUUUUACCAAAUUGCCGCUUUAAAGUUCCUAGUUUGGAAAUUUAAAGAAAUUAAUGCAUAUACAUGUUCUGGUAUUUAAAUAAAUUCCUAUUGAUUGACUGUGGUCUCAUAAUGCAAAAUAUGUAGGAAGGACAGAAUAAUCAUGUUGUCAUAAAGACAAAGUUAAAGAAUUUAAUUUCAUGUAAUCAGAGUUGUUAUAAUGAUUAUCCAAAUUUCCUAAAAUGGCUAUUAUAUGUCAAUGAUUUCCCUGAAUUUCAUUGCAGGGUAUGUUUUCCGGAAAAAACCCUGAUAAACCCCUGCGUUUUUGACAGUCUUUCAAAUCGUGAUGUCAUAAUUUAUAAGGUCACAUAGUAGCAAAAGUGAUUGAAUGCACCCAUAUAUAAAUAUCCUGUAUGAGUGCACCCAUAUAUAAAUAUCCGGUACGAGUGCACCCAUAUAUAAAUAUCCGGUACGAGUGCACCCAUAUAUAAAUAUCCGGUACGAGUGCACCCAUAUAUAAAUAUCCGGUACGAGUGCACCCAUAUAUAAAUAUCCGGUACGAGUGCACCCAUAUAUAAAUAUCCGGUACGAGUGCACCCAUAUAUAAAUAUCCGGUACGAGUGCACCCAUAUAUAAAUAUCCGGUACGAGUGCACCCAUAUAUAAAUAUCCGGUACGAGUGCACCCUUGUGUGAUACUUACAUAUCCCAUACAAACAUGGGACAGGAUUAUCUGACAUGCAUAGCAGAUAAAAGAAUAUACAGGAGGUUAUAAAACUCGGGGAUUAGAUUAGACAGGUUUCAUAUAAUAUAUAUAUAUGAAGAACAGAACUGACUGUUCUCAUUAUGCUUGCAUAUAUAUAUGGCACCUUUGCAAUUUCUAUAUGUGGGCCGAAAAUAUCCCAACGUUCUGAUAAAUGGGAAUCGCAAUUCAAUAAAAAAUAAUGUAAGCUUGUAUUGUAAAAUUAAAAACAAACUUCAUUUUUUAAAGAAUUAAAGGAUUCAAGAUUUUUCAGAAUUAAAAAAGAGAAAAUCAAAAGUUUUAUUUGUGAAACUUGAAUCUUGCAAUGAGGUUUAAUAUCUUUAAGUGGUAUAAAUAGAUUUUGGUAGUGAUUUAAAUGUCAAACAAAAGUCUUCGGUAUUAUGCCUUUCAGUGUAGAAAUAUUCAUCUUGUGACAAGGUUAUUAUGCACUUAGAAGAGUAAUGGUUGUGUAAUAGUAAAGAUUCCUUUCUAAUCUCUGUUAAUACAAGAACUUUGUCUCUUUGUAACUUUAUCACAUGUGAACGUGUUUGAUUGAUCAGCAAGAAACUAAAUAAUUUUAGAGAAAAUUUAAAUGAGAGAAAUCCAUUCUUAAGAAAGAUUUGAUCAAGAGAAAUCCAUUCUUAAGAAAGAAUCAAUCAAGAGAAAUCCAUUCUUAAGAGGAAAUUAAGAUAAUUCCAUUCUUGAGAGGAAAUUAAGAUAAUUCCAUUCUUGAGAGGAAAUUAAGAUAAAUUCAUUCCUAAGGGAAUUAAGAUAAUUCCGUUCUUGAGAGGAAAUUAAUCAAGAGAAUUCUAUACUUAUAAUGUGGAAGGAUAUUGAUCCACUCCAAAUCCAUUGAAUCCACAGCUUGGGUGACAUUUAUUUGUAUAAAAUGCACAAUAUAUGUACCAUAUUUGUAGUAAUUAGCAUUCAUGCUUUAUACCAAGCACCCAUUCCAAGAUUUUGGCAUUUAUAAAAUGAAAAAUGAAAUUAUCUAUCAUGUUGGCUCAGUUUUACAAAAUAAAUAACAUGCACCUAAUAUCAACAGUAACAUUUUCUCAACCACAAAUGUACAAACACUCAGCAAUUGCCUUUACUUAUAUUACUGUAUCUUUAAUUUACAUGUAUUAUACUAAUAUGCAUCCCCCUAGCACACACACACUCAAUUUUCCAAGUGCCAUUUGCUAAUUACUACAAACGUGAUAUAUUAAUAUGUUAAAUGUCACUGGUAACUCUGGUAUGCUUCCUUAAUUCAGAAUUAAUAGAAUUGUAUUGAAUUGAUGAUUUAAGGUAGAUAUGACUUCUUGUUGAUGAUUUCGUAAAGUUAAGAAUAUUGAUGUAAUGUUUCUUGAUUUGUUCUUCAUUGUGAUGCUGUAUUUUAUAUAAUUAGAAACAAUUUAUUAAUAAAUGAUUUUUUUCUGAACAUUCCAUCAUGAUGACAUUUCAAAAGCACUUGCUGGAUGUUUAGGUUUCAUUUUUUGCUGUGGAAACCUGUUUCACAAGUCCGAAAUCUGGGGAAAAAACUUAAUGGAAAAAAAUGGUUUCUCUAAAAAAUCUGUAUUUAUAACUUAGUUUAUGAAUUUAUACAUAUGUAGGUGCAUUUUGCAGGAUGAAUCCACUAUCCAUGUGUAUUUCAGUCGACAUUCCCUUUAUUUUUAGAAUCGGGCCAUUUCUGCUGAACAGUUACCUUGGAUUAUAUUGCUGUAAAGGGAGACAAAUCAUGUAGUCUUGUUGGUAUAACUGAUGUUGUUAUAAUUAGCCCUCCAGAAGAUAUACCAGUCUUGGACUAGGGUGUGUUUCUAGCUCUGCAAAAUGAUGAAGUGUCAUGAAUUUUUUAAUGCAUAUCUUAUGACUGGUCCUGGAUUUUUGAAUUUUAUGUCCUCACAAAAUGCCAUUCCCAUAGAUAUUACAGGCAAAAUGUAGAGAGCUGAACAUUUCUUUAUAUGGGUAAAAGAUAAGUUACCUUUCCAAAGAGAGUUUCCAAAAUCUGUGCAAGUCAUGAUGUAUAGUUAACAUAUAAGAUUUGUUAUCAAUUGUAAUUUGCGUAAAAUGAAAACCAUACAUGUAAAGUGGCAAAGGAAUGUUGUUCAGGUGAAUGUAAGAAUAAAGGGUUCCUAAUUGUGUCCCUUGUACAGUGCAAUAGCUGUAACUUUAUCAUUCUGGGUUUAUGUUAAAUUUGGUAGUAUUUAAUAAAGAUGUCUUUAGAUUGUCAUCUGGAAAUUUAUAUAAUGUAAUACUGUAAAACUAGAAUCUUUUGGGAGUGUGGAAAUGCUUUUGUCAAGUAAAUGAACCCAUAAAUAGCCAUGUACAACUAAUUAUGGAUCUAGAUUAUAAAAGUUUGGAUAUACAUUUACAUGAUGAUAUGAUGUACAUAGAUUUCAAAACCAUAGCCAACGUAAUUUUAUUUAACAUUGCGAUUAGUUUAAAAAAACACAAAGAACAUUUCUACACAAAAAAUCCUAUUUUUACACUGACAACAUGGCUUUAAAAAAAAAGGUCUGAAAACCAAACAUUUCCACACACACAAAUUCUUAUUUUUACACUGACAACAUCGCUUCAAAAAAAGUCUCAAAACGAAACAUUUCCACACACAAAAAAUCCUAUUUUUACACUGAAAACAUAGCUUUAAAAAAAGUCUUGAAACGAAACAUUUCCACACACAAAAUUCCUUAAUUUUACUCGGACAACAUCACUAAGUUCCUGCUAUUAUAAAAUAUGUCGUAAAUUUGACACAUAUCUAAUGAUAAAUAUAAGUAAACAUCAACUGUAAGUCAGAUUUUUUUUUUUUACUCUAGGACGUGCAAGUCGGUGAGUCAAUAAUUACAACUUGACAUCAAUUAACAAUAUCUUAUUAUUAACAACUGAUAUUACUUUGUCUUAAUGUUGGUUCCAUUAUGUCAGAUACUCGGUCAUAAUAAUGACUUAGCUACAAUUUCUUAUUAAUUCUUUAUGUUGUUAGAACAACUCGGUUGUGUCCUAAUAACAAUUUGGCUGCUAUAUAUGUAAUAACAAAUUAACUUGUAAAUCAUUAUUACAAUGUAAGAUUUUUUCUUAAUUGACACACAUUGGCUUCCAUCGGUAUUCAUGGUAAGUAUAAGAAUUUCUUGCUUCAGUUUGAAUCUGGAAAAAUAUCCAUUUUAAUACUUUUGUUUUUGUUUUAGAUAGGGAAAUAUAUAGGGCCUGAUUGCUCUUAAGUUACAAUAAUUUACAUGUAAAUACAAUAUUUUUUGAUAGAUUAUUAAUAGAGAUAGGAAACAUUUUUAUCAUAUCUCGAUUUAAAAGUUUGUGCUAUAACAGCAUUGAUUUACAACAGAUGCCAAUGUAAAGUUAUUAGGAAGUCUAGUUUUCUAUAUUUAUGCAAUUAAUAUAACUUUGUUUACUAGUCAGAUAUAUGCAAUAAUUUCUUUAUUGGUAUAUAGAUAUAUGCCAUAUAUUGUAUUUUGUAAAUGGAUCAUAAAUGAUAUCUAAAAAUGUAUUUAAAAAAAUGACUUACCUCUCCUUUACUAUAGAAAUUAGGGAUACAUUGUACUUUGUAUAUUACACCAAAGAUUAUAGUGAUUUUUUUAUUUUCUUGUUUUGAAUCACAAUUAAUAAAACAUGCAAUGGUUAUUUUGUUUUUAAAUUAAUUGAUUAUAAAUAUUGAUCAAACAAUUCUGGAGUAUGAAGUGAAUUAUAUAAAGAAAUGUAUAAUUUACAGAACAAGUAACAACAGACAUUCAGAGUUAAUUGUCAAAUAAAACCUGUUAUUGAUCAAAAUACCGGGUAAUGGUUUUCCUUUUUGUUACAUGCCAAAGAGUUGUAUGAGGGUAAUCCUGUUCGGAAAUAUAGGUAGUGUUAAAUUCUGACUUUCAUGAGAUUAAGGAUUCGAUGUAUGCAGGCCCAGUUGUUAAACUAUAAUUGUCUUUCAACCCAAUAUGAAUAAUGUUAAUCUUGUAAUGUUUUCAUCUUUUAACUCAUUCACCCAAGAAGACACAUUCAAAUUCUUUCAAUUCGAAGGUUUGAAUAGUCCAUUAUGGAA
Mizuhopecten yessoensis (Yesso scallop) is the source of this 8250-nucleotide messenger RNA. RefSeq lists its product as uncharacterized. The coding region runs from base 126 to 3296 and encodes 1056 amino acids. The transcript has 2 exons. The record is from RefSeq and is a predicted model, not a curated record. NCBI's taxonomy places the organism in Eukaryota, Metazoa, Mollusca, Bivalvia, Pectinida, Pectinidae.